CUCGCCCCCGCGUUCAGCCUCAGCUUGAACAUCAACAUCAACAUGAACGUGUUUAGCACCAGAGAACCGUUUAGCGAGCUGAAUUAACCAAACAACAGCAGAGAUACCGGAUUAGGAACAAAGUCUCAUCUUUCGCAAACACCUGAGAGAGAGAGAGAGGGGAGGUUGGAGUGUGUGGAAUGGCAGGAGGAAGAAGAGGAUCAGGCCGGGCGACGUACUGUCGUUCUCCGCUGGGCAGCGAGACAGGGUCCGUUAACAACGGUAACCACUCCACCAGCUCACCUGUGACAGGCGUGAGGUCACGGACCAGAAACAGUUCAGGAACAGGGUUCACCAGCCCCCCACUCGCUGCUCAGACCGUGGUCCCGCUGAAGCACUGCAAGAUCCCCGAGCUCUCUGUGGAUCGCAACGUGAUGUUCGAGUUGCACCUCCUUUUUUGCCACCUCAUCGCACUCUUCGUGCACUACGUCAACAUCUACAAGACGGUGUGGUGGUACCCACCCUCACACCCCCCCUCACACACAUCACUGAACUUCCACCUGAUCGACUAUAACAUGCUGGUGUUCACCGUCAUCGUGUUGUCACGCCGGCUCAUCGCCGCCAUCGUCAAAGAGGCGUCUCAGAGCGGGAAGUUCCCUCACUCCGUCUUCCUGGUGACGGCUCGCUUUGCCGUUUUGACGCUCACCGGCUGGAGUCUGUGCCGCUCGCUCAUCCACCUCUUCAGGACAUACUCCGUCCUCAGCCUCCUGUUCCUCUGUUACCCAUUUGGGAUGUAUAUCCCUAUCCUCAGACCGAGCAGUGACAUGCGCCUAUCCCCCAUCGCCUCCGUCGGCUCCAAAGACACGGGGGCGGGUGUGUCCGUGUCCAUGGGGCGGGACUACUUAUCUGUCCUAAAAGAGACGUGGAAGCAGCACACAAGCCAGCUGUACGGCAUCCAGCCCAUGCCAACGCACGCCUGCUGCCUUUCGCCCGACCUCAUUCGCAAAGAGGUCGAGUUCCUUAAGAUGGACUUCAACAAGAGGAUGAAGGAGGUGCUGGUCAGCUCCAUGCUCAGCGCAUACUACGUCGCCUUUGUGCCCGUCUGGUUUGUCAAGAGCACUCAGUACGUGGAUAAGCGCUGGUCGUGCGAGCUCUUCAUCCUCGUGUUCGUCAGCACGUCAGUGAUCCUGAUGCGCCACCUGCUGCCCCCUCGAUACUGUGACUUACUACACAAAGCCGCCGCCCACCUCGGCUGCUGGCACAAAGUGGACCCCUCAGUCUGCUCAAACGUCCUCCAGCACACGUGGACAGAAGAGUUCAUGUGGCCACAGGGGGUGUUAGUGAAACACAAUAAAAACGUCUAUAAGGCUACGGGACAUUAUAACGUAGCAGUGCCUUCAGACGUCUCGCAUUAUCGCUUCUAUUUUUUUUUUAACAGGCCACUUCGAAUAUUAAACAUCCUCAUCAUCCUGGAAGGAGCGAUGAUAUUCUAUCAGCUUUACUCGCUGAUGUGUUCAGAAAAGUGGUAUCAGACGAUAUCAUUAGCGUUGAUCCUCUUCAGUAACUACUACGCCUUCUUCAAACUGCUUAGAGACAGAAUCGUGCUGGGGAAAGCAUACUCAUACUCGACCUCGUCAGACCACAAAGUCAGCUAGACGCUCGUCUCUUCCUGUUACACCAGCGUCCGAAAACAAAGAAAAAGCAUGCACCAGAGCUUUUUAUUUUUUCUAACUUUUUUUUUGUUGCCACUCUGUUUAUGUUCUGAUUUGCCAUAGAAUUAAAAAGAAAAUAUUUUUGUAUUC
Clarias gariepinus (North African catfish) is the source of this 1781-nucleotide messenger RNA. It is a transcript of the gene tmem39b, whose product is annotated as transmembrane protein 39B. Gene Ontology annotation, cellular component: membrane. The transcript is spliced from 9 exons. The record is from RefSeq and is a predicted model, not a curated record. NCBI's taxonomy places the organism in Eukaryota, Metazoa, Chordata, Actinopteri, Siluriformes, Clariidae. The coding region runs from base 180 to 1634 and encodes 484 amino acids.